CAGUACCUUGGUCCGCUGAGAGGGGUUUGCGGAAGAGCCUCAAUACCUCAGGGUUACGACCCCGCAUUGGGGCGCCGGAUCUUGGGCUCCGAGGUUUCCGUCAAUCGUGGCCAGCGCGAUAAUUAAGCGCCUUGCGGCUCUUAACACGCUGGACCCUUCAAUCAACAACCACGAGGCCUCCCGAACGGCAGCUGAGGCUCUGUAGCUACCAAGCCUCUCCGUUUCUCCUUUCUGACUCAAUCACGUGUAGAUCUAAGCUCGGAAUGCCAAUGAGACAAGAGACGGUUGCUGCUGUCAUACCCGUGGGCUCUGCAUGCCUUGGCGAGGAUACCUGGGUACAUCGCCUGCCGCUCAUCGGUUUCCGCGGUGACUAUCGGCGCAUGAUCCACGUAUACACAUUCACAGCCUCUUUUCCUUACCCAAGGUCGGUCAGGUAGAAAGGGAAGGGAAAUUUUUCUGCCGCGGGGGGGCCUAGGGUUUUGGGCUGCGGAGAAGUUGGGGUAAUAAUUGGUAGGGGGGAACAAUGGGUGUUGGAUGGAGAGAGGCGUGAAUACAGAGAUAAAGUGGGGGGGACGAGAGAGAGGAAGACACUGAGUGGGCAUUGGCAGUUGUAGGAACUGCGAGUAAUUAUUUUGUUGGUUCGUUUUGUACAUAGAUUUCUUCCCGCAAUCUGCAGGACACGCUGACCCUGCUCCAUGAACAGGGAACAGCGACAGUCUUGUCCUGCACCUCGCCUCGCUUUCCCACUGCUACGCAAUGACGUAUCUACGUAUGUAUUGUACCUCCAUCACGGAAAGAGACAAGGGUUGGGCAAGGGUUUG
Molecule: messenger RNA, 821 nt
Organism: Thermothelomyces thermophilus ATCC 42464
Lineage: Eukaryota; Fungi; Ascomycota; Sordariomycetes; Sordariales; Chaetomiaceae
Exons: 1
Coding region: 264-437 (57 amino acids)
Source: RefSeq, a predicted model, not a curated record